UUUCACUUAUUAACUUCUGAGGUAAAAAAAUUGAAAGAAUGAGUGAACUGGAACAAUUGAGGCAGGAAGCUGAACAACUGCGGAAUCAGAUCCAGGAUGCUAGAAAAGCGUGUAAUGAUGCAACACUUGUUCAGAUCACAUCAAAUAUGGAUUCCGUGGGCCGAAUACAAAUGCGAACGAGACGUACACUGAGGGGUCACCUAGCCAAAAUCUAUGCCAUGCACUGGGGAUAUGAUUCAAGGCUACUAGUCAGUGCUUCCCAAGAUGGAAAAUUAAUUAUUUGGGAUAGCUAUACAACAAAUAAGAUGCAUGCUAUUCCUUUGCGGUCCUCCUGGGUGAUGACCUGUGCUUAUGCUCCUUCUGGUAAUUACGUUGCUUGUGGAGGACUGGACAACAUCUGCUCCAUAUAUAACUUAAAAACCAGAGAAGGAAAUGUGAGAGUGAGCCGAGAGUUACCAGGUCACACGGGCUACUUGUCCUGCUGCCGUUUUUUAGAUGACAGCCAAAUUGUUACAAGUUCAGGAGAUACAACUUGUGCUUUGUGGGACAUCGAAACUGCCCAGCAGACCACCAUGUUCACUGGGCAUUCUGGAGAUGUCAUGAGUCUUUCUCUGAGUCCCGACAUGAGGACUUUUGUCUCUGGUGCUUGUGAUGCCUCUUCCAAGUUAUGGGACAUUCGAGAUGGAAUGUGUAGACAGUCUUUCACUGGACACGUAUCGGAUAUUAAUGCUGUCAGUUUUUUCCCAAACGGAUAUGCCUUUGCCACUGGCUCUGAUGAUGCCACUUGCCGGCUCUUCGACCUCCGUGCAGACCAAGAGUUGUUAUUGUAUUCUCACGACAAUAUCAUCUGUGGAAUCACUUCCGUAGCCUUCUCCAAGAGCGGGCGCCUCCUGUUAGCUGGUUAUGAUGACUUUAAUUGUAACGUAUGGGACACGCUAAAAGGAGACCGUGCAGGUGUCCUUGCUGGUCAUGACAACCGUGUCAGCUGUUUAGGUGUAACUGAUGAUGGCAUGGCUGUAGCAACAGGCUCUUGGGACAGUUUUCUUAGAAUCUGGAAUUAACAAUGCAUACGAAGUUUCUCUUCUCCGUCGGUAUCUGGAGAAAUCAGUGCUACAGCCUAUAGCUGUGAAAAAAAUUCUACCUUAUAUUUGCAGGUGAAGAUUUUUCUAUUGAGAUUAUUAUACACAAAAAGCAGCUUUCAGUAAACUACAAAACACACAAAAAAAGGUGGAAAAAACAAGGCAAAGGUGCUUGCUGAGAUCAAAAGGACCAGGGUGUUAAUUUGAGCAGUCGAGCUGAUUUAACCUGAUGAAUUUUUGCUUGUACUCAGUCUAAUUCUUUAUUUUCUUUGUGUAGAACAGAAUAUACACAUUAUAGCAGCCUCUAUCAUGUUUGAUUGUUUGCAUUUUUUAAGAACUACAUUUUUAACUUUGUAUGCGUAAGAAAUGUCACAUUUUUGAGCUUUGUAAUGGAGGAACCAAGCACAGUAACAGGUGGAAGUGAUAUCAUACGCGUGUGUGAUGUUAAGCAAGUCUCCUUGAAUUCUGACCUUCCUUUUUAGUUGAAAAGAGAUCCUGGUUGCUUAGUGUUUAAGAAUGCUGACAGGCCUCGGUACCUCUGAGGGGAGUCCUUUUGAAUGUUAUUAGUUUCUGGUGCAUCCUUUGCCAUCUUAACAAUUUAAAUAAAUGCUCUUUUUCAGUUCUUUGAGGGGGAGAUAAUCUGAAGGCCAGGGAAUAAAGAUUUCACUCUGAAAUUUUAGACAUACAUAAGAAAAAAUUAUAUUAAUAAUGGGUAGAUAGCAGUAAUUGCGUAUAAACAGUUCUCGACAUUUUAAAAAGCUGGUUAUGAUCAAAUGACACUUUGAGUAACCCUCUAAAUAGUUGGCCUUUCCUAUUGAUUUCAUAUUCUAGCACUGAGUUUGUAGAGUGCACUCAUUAUUUCAGAGAUUGAGAACAUUUGGAUGGUCCUUGUGUCUAAAGAAUUUUUCCCAGUGUUCCCCGUCAGUAUGCAUCUAGAUAGGAAAUGUGACGGUGUUACGUUUAUGAAAGAAGUGUAAAAUCUAACCAUUUACUAGACCUGAUUAGUUAUAAUUGUAACAAGG
Messenger RNA from Ceratotherium simum simum (southern white rhinoceros), 2101 nucleotides. The record is from RefSeq and is a predicted model, not a curated record. NCBI's taxonomy places the organism in Eukaryota, Metazoa, Chordata, Mammalia, Perissodactyla, Rhinocerotidae.